AUGACGUCAUUAGCACCUUCACCAACGACGUCGACGCUACAGGUAGUCAAUGGGACAGCACACAUGGAUGAAUUAGGGGAUCAUAUCGACUUCUACAUUUAUAUUCUGCCAGCUAUUGUACUUUUUGGAUUGACGGGAAAUAUCGUUUCGCUGGUCACGAUUUUUCAUUCGAGAUUGAGAAGGGUAAACGCCAACAUAUAUCUUAUUGUUCUGACCCUUGCCGACAGUAUAUUCCUGACUGGAGUUCUACUCAUCUGCUUCAAAGUCGACUGGAUAGCAUAUGAAUAUUGUGUCGGACUGGAAUACGUCCUGAUGACAGCUUCCUACAUCUCCAGUUGGUCUACAGCUGCUCUCACCAUUGAAAGAUAUUUGGCCAUCGCCCACCCGUUGUCCCAUAUGAAGUAUGGCCACGUGGACCGAGCCAAGGUGAUGAUGUACUGGGUUCCCAUCCCAUUUGUGCUUCAACUCUUCCAAUUUUUCUCGUUGGAACCAUCGAAUGGAGAGAGAAAAUGUGCACUGAAAGAAGCCAACUACCAGAUUAUAGCCCAAGCACUCGACACAGUUCUAUGCUAUGUUGUGCCAUGUAUCAUUAUCGUUGUCUUGAAUAUUUUGGUGUCUCUCCAAGUCCGAAAGUCUCAAGAACAUUUUAUGGCGGAGACUAAAAAGAAUAACUCAAGAAGAACUGGUGGAUCGUCGUCGUCUUCUGGCACAUGGACCCGAAUUCUUUGGGUGAUGCCUCUAGUGUUCGUUGUCUUGAACACGCCCUUUUAUGUGUCAAUGAUGGUGGAAAUUGUGCUGCAAACUGUGUAUCAAUCCCCGCCUUCGGAGACUACGAGAUCCGAACUUUAUAUGACAAUUUACAAUACGGCUCACUACAUGUAUUACCUGAAUACAGCGAUUGAUGUGUUGGUUUAUGCAUUUUCAAGCGCAAACUUCCGAAAAACUGCCAUAAUCGCAUGGAAACGAAUUCUAUGCCCUGGAUAUGCGGAGAGACAGAAGGGAAAGGUCCUUGUCACCGACCAAACCUCUCGUAUCUCCUACCGAAUGACAUCUGAAAGAAGUACAAUCCGUUUUCCGAACAACAAUUCAAGAGCCGGAUCGCCCAAGCUUCAAGUCGGAAAUGCCGUCUCUAUCCCACUUCUGGGCACGGAAAUUCAAGGACCAAUUAAUGAGUCAACAGCGAUUUGA
Molecule: messenger RNA, 1188 nt
Organism: Caenorhabditis remanei
Lineage: Eukaryota; Metazoa; Nematoda; Chromadorea; Rhabditida; Rhabditidae
Exons: 6
Coding region: 1-1188 (395 amino acids)
Biological process (GO): G protein-coupled receptor signaling pathway
Cellular component (GO): neuron projection; membrane
Molecular function (GO): peptide binding; G protein-coupled receptor activity
Source: RefSeq, a predicted model, not a curated record